AUGGCAGCUCCCCGGGCAUCCUCGUUCAAGGCUUUACGCAACCUCCAACGCGCAGCCGGGUCGGGUCCGGCCAAACGCGGCCUUCACAUUACAGGGGUCCACGCCUCGCCGAGGCCCAUUGACCCAACACACAAGACAACCUACAUGCCGUGGAAUCUGCAAGAUCUCCGUCAAGAAUGCCAGAAGCGCGCGCUAUCAGCCUCGGGCACAAAACAUGAGUUGAUCGACCGCCUUGCAGGCCAUGACAGUCUGCAGGCAAGGGCUUUCUCCAUAGCCAUCAAACGGAUUGCCAUCGAGCAGACCAAGAAGCCUGUGUCGGGUCCAUCGGAGACCGCUCCUCAGCGACACUUUAACACUUCCCGCGCACUAAAGGCGGUCCACGAUAACUCAACGAUUGAUUUUGCUUACCUGCCCCGGUUGUAUGACGAGCCGUACGGGCCUUCCCCAGCCGCCAUUCGAGUUCCCAUUCUGCCAGACAUCAAUUCGGAGAGCGCUGAAGCAGUAUUGGACAAAUACCCUGAGCUCGACGCUGCCGCGGGCGGAUAUCAAGACACCCAGGGCCACGAUACGGUCAUGAAGCCAGAGAUUGUAGCAGUGGACGAUGCAUUGGGAAGUCCAGCAAGUGCUCUGAGCGAUGUGCACGAUGGCCAUCAUGCAACGGAAAUGUCGGUCGAGCAGCUCACUGCAUUGACUGAAACUGUAGGCAAGAGUGCUCGCCAAUUCGUGGACAUGGUCAAGGACAAAGAUGAAGCGACCAUUCGCAAGAUCUGGACUGGUUUUCUCGAUGACUUGUUUGGUGGACCACAGAAAGGAGCCAAAGCAUGA
This is a messenger RNA of Exophiala dermatitidis NIH/UT8656, 825 nucleotides long. RefSeq lists its product as uncharacterized. The coding region runs from base 1 to 825 and encodes 274 amino acids. Lineage: Eukaryota; Fungi; Ascomycota; Eurotiomycetes; Chaetothyriales; Herpotrichiellaceae. The record is from RefSeq and is a predicted model, not a curated record. The transcript is spliced from 2 exons.